This is a messenger RNA of Microbotryum saponariae, 3974 nucleotides long. The record is from the annotation of a GenBank genome assembly. NCBI's taxonomy places the organism in Eukaryota, Fungi, Basidiomycota, Microbotryomycetes, Microbotryales, Microbotryaceae.
AUGGUCUCGGACAAGUCGCUGUUCACGACCUAUCGCCAUAUCGCUCCUACGAAGAUUGGUGGUAUUGCAGGGGGCAUCAACGCCAUCGGAACGGGAAACAUCGCCUUCAUUGCCGCCUCGGGUCAUCCGAUCACGCUUACCGGCGUGCUGCACACUCCGGGCCUGUUUGUCAAUCUUCUCUCGGUCUCUCGACUUUGCGACACCGACGAUGUCCGUGUCGCCUUCACAAAACACGGCAUCCACAUUGACAAGGACGGCAACGACAUCGCUGAAGGCGCACGACUCGACGAAGGGCUCUACUUGCUGGACGCUGAUCAUUCCAAAUGUCAGCACCUUGCUCUCCUUUCUCGCUCACAGUCGUCCGUGCCCCUGCUGACUCUCCAUCGCUGCCUCGGCCAUCUCGCACCGUCCUCCAUACAGAAGAUGGUUGCCGCUGGUUUGCUGGAGGGUCUCAGGGCCGGAUAUAGUGACGAAGAGGUAGAGAAGUUUGUCUGCAAUGCUUGCCUCAGCGCAAAGGGCCAUCGUCUUCCCUUUCCCGAUUCGGAUUCGCACUCCUCAGAGAGACUCGGCCUUGUACACAGCGAUGUGCUUUCCUUCCCCGAGCGGUCCUUGACUGGCAAACGUUACCUGGUCACAUUCCUUGACGAUUACUCGCGCAAACUCUGGGCCUACGCAAUCGGACACAAAAGCGAAGUCUUCGGCAUAUUCAAAACUUGGCUAGCCGAGGUUGAACUCGAGACGGGUGCGACGCUGAAGGUCCUCCGAACCGACAACGGUGGCGAAUACUGUUCGAGAGCGUUCACAGAGUUCUGCAAGACACGAGGCACCCGUCGACAAUACUCUAUCCCACGCACGCCUCAACAGAACGGUCGUGCAGAGCGGGUCAAUCGUUCCAUUGUCGAAGGCGUCCUUGCCCUCCUUGUCGACGCCCACCUACCCAAGACAUUCUGGGAGGAGGCUGCAGCUUAUUUCGUUUACUGCAAGAACCUGUGUCAACACGCGGCCCUGGACAAGGCAACACCAAACUCCGUCUGGCAGGGUGACCACACCACUGCCUCGGCGCUUCACCCGUUCGGCUGUACAGCUUGGCUUACGGUCGCGCCCGAACUUCGCUCCAAACUCGACCCGAAGGCGGUUCGCGUUUUUUUCACCGGCUACGACCUGGCUUCAAAAGCCUUUCGCUUCUACGACACUACAACACAGAAGAUUAUACUUGGCAGAAAUGCCACGUUCCUCGACACUGAAUUCCCCGGAUUACAUGGCGACCCCACUGAGCAAGACGGCGACACGCACUUCGCCAGCGCUCCCACCACCGAAUCUCAAACCGUUGUCAAGACAUGGACCCCACUAGUAAGGUCGGCGCACAUGGACGUCUCAUCCCCCCUUGAUGAUUCUGCCAUGAGCGCCGUUGACGUGGCCCCAGGGUACACUGGCGGAACCUUACUUAACUUCACAGAUGCCGAAUCGUCCUCGUCACCGUCGCCUGCGUCGCCCUCAUCACCGUCGUCUGCGCCAUCGCCUGCACUUUCACCAUCGUCGGCUGCGUCAUCGUCACCCUCGGCCUUACCGACCGACUCUGAAGACUCCGCCGAUCCCCUCGACCUCCUCGGCUCACAGCCCCAGGUUCGCCUCGAUCUACAGGACGUGCACCACCCAGACUUCAGCACGUACCGCGAGCCCGCAUCGGCUGAGGAGUCGCCCGACGAACUCGACCUCAUUGGGCGCCACUCUCGCGACGAAUCUCCGGACGAAAUCGAUUUCCUCACCCGACACCACCGCGCCUUCAUCGCCAUCGACGACGACACCUCUGACACAGAGGCAAUUCAGCCAGUCAAGUCCAUCACGAGCGACCCACAGACCUGGCGCGAGGCGAUGUCUAGCGACAAGCGUGAAGUAUGGGCCAAAGCCGCCACCGACGAGUUCACCUCCAUGCGCGACGACUUCAAGGUCUUCACCAUCGAGGACCGAGCCACGGUGCCCGCGGGUGCGACUAUCGUUACAUCCAAGUUCGUCUGGAAAACGAAACGGAACGCACUCGGCGAAGUCACUGGACACAAGGCAAGGCUGGUCGCGCAAGGCAAUCGGCAACGCGACGGCAUCGACUUCAACGAAACGUUCGCACCGGUCGCACGCUUCUCCUCGAUACGCUCACUCCUCGCGCUGGCGGCCGCCAACGGCUUGCACGUGCACCAGGCGGACAUCGACAAAGCAUAUCUGCAUGGCGACCUUGACCACGACAUCUGGAUGACGGCACCGCGCGGCUUCGACCUUCCCAGCGACAAGGUGCUUCGCCUGCGACGCUCCAUCUACGGGCUCAAACAGGCUGGCCGAAUCUGGAAUCGACACAUCGACGCUUCGCUUCGGGCCCUCGGUUACACGGCGACGGGCACCGACCACUGCGUAUACUCUUGGCUCGAUGAUCGUCAAUGUCCACACUACAUCGCACUGUACGUCGACGACCUCCUGAUGAUCAGCCCGGAACUGGCCGAAAUCGAACGUGUCAUCUCAGGCCUGGACCAACGCUACGGAGUCAAGCGCCUCGGCCCGGCCGAGUAUAUCCUCGGCAUCCAGAUCAGGCGGUUCGACGACGGCUCUAUCGCCCUAUCCCAGGAACGGUACAUCAUGGACGUGCUCGCUCGGUUCCACUUCGACACCACGACUCGCGGCACUACAGUUCCGAUGACUCCCGGCCUUUCGUGUUGAACUUCGCUCCAUCUCACUUCUAGGACAAUAUGCGCUCACUGAAGUAGAGGUGCCUCGCCUUUUGGUGCAGUGGUAUAUUGUUCCUUCAUAGGUUAUGAGCCCAGAGCAACCAGCAGGUCAUGAGUUCAAUCCCCCCUGGGGUCAGGCAAUUUUGCGCGCAUACACUCAGCGUCCCGGCCCCCGCACUUGCCCAGCGGCGUGCCAAGCACCCUGGCGCAUCGACAGUGCUCACAGUGCCCAAGCUGCACUUGCCCAAGCGACCUGAUCAACAUGCCCAGUUGCCUCACAGCCGCACCCACUGCCACAAGCUCUUCAGCUUCGCGCACAGGGGGGUGUUGAACUUCGCUCCAUCUCACUUCUAGGACAAUAUGCGCUCACUGAAGUAGAGGUGCCUCGCCUUUUGGUGCAGUGGUAUAUUGUUCCUUCAUAUUUCGCUCACUGCUAUCCCGGGUCAAGGCACCGAACGGAUCAGGUCAUGGUAUCUGCAGGCUAUCGGCUCGCUCCUCUACAUUUCGCUCGGUACCCGCCCUGACAUCGCCUUCGCCGUGUCCUACCUGGCCCGCUUCGCCAACAACCCCGGUCGUCGUCAUUGGAUUGCGGUCAAGCACAUCCUACGCUAUCUCCGGGCCACGUAUCGCAACGAACUCGUGUAUGCUCGCGGCCAGGCUCGCAUCACGGGUGUGGUAGGCUACUCCGACGCGAACUGGGGGGCCUGCAUCGACACAUCGGUGUCCACCAUGGGCUACGUCUUCUACAUCGCUGGCUCGGCCGUGUCCUGGUCGUCCAAACGCCAGUCUCGAGUUGCCGAUUCGACCACCGACGCUGAAUACCUCGCCCUCUCGCAUGCUGGCAAGGAAGGGAUUUACCUCAGUCAGCUGCUCGAAGAGCUCCAUGUACAACCUGUUGCACCGGCUCACAUCUUUACUGACAACGAAGCCGCUGCUGCAGUUGCUCACGAUCCUGUCCGCGUCUCUGGCACUCGGCACAUACGCUUGCGUGAGCACUUCGUUCGGGACAUGGUGAAUCGGGGCGACAUCUCUCUCUCGCAUGUGGGUACCAGCGACAUGGUGGCCGACAUCUUCACCAAGGCUCUCGGCCCAAAGGUCUUCUCAACGCACUGCUACGCCCUCGGCCUUCGCACUCGACACCCGCGGCUUGGGUCUGCCUCGCAUUCGCGUGGGGGGGGGUGUGAAGAGUCCACUCUCAGCUCGACAGGGGCGCCUCGGUCGUUGCGCGCACUUGCUAGCCCGCCCCCGGCGGUGGGGACUUAG